Messenger RNA from Dendroctonus ponderosae (mountain pine beetle), 454 nucleotides. RefSeq lists its product as uncharacterized. The record is from RefSeq and is a predicted model, not a curated record. The transcript has 2 exons. The coding region runs from base 39 to 374 and encodes 111 amino acids. NCBI's taxonomy places the organism in Eukaryota, Metazoa, Arthropoda, Insecta, Coleoptera, Curculionidae.
GUCGGAAUCAUACACUCAGCUCCAGUCCAACAGCCAACAUGAUGGUAAAAGUGCUUUUACUGGCCGCUUUGGCUACUUUUGUAGUCGCUGCUGAAUAUUCCGGCAACUUCCAAAAGUGCCCAGUUUAUGGCCCUUUUGAGAUCAUCGACAUGCCCAAGCUAUGGAACAUGUACAAGACCACCUACAACAAGAACUACUCGGGCGUUGAAGACCAAAUGCGUUAUGGGCUUUUCGAAAAAGCUGUGAAAUCCGUGGUGGAGUCCAACUUAAAAUCCAUUGCCAACAUGAGCAUGGAACUUUCUGCUAUCAAUGUGUUCAGCGACUGCACUCCUGAAGAAUACCAGAGUUGGCUGCAAAACGGUCGCCUCAACUGAAGGCUUUGAAUAAAUCCGAAUUUGAGGAAAUAAAAUUAAAAUAAUCCGAAUUUGAGGAAAUAAAUUAAAAAUAAUAAAAA